This is a messenger RNA of Zychaea mexicana, 1311 nucleotides long. RefSeq lists its product as uncharacterized. The transcript is spliced from 5 exons. Lineage: Eukaryota; Fungi; Mucoromycota; Mucoromycetes; Mucorales; Lichtheimiaceae. The record is from RefSeq and is a predicted model, not a curated record. The coding region runs from base 1 to 1311 and encodes 436 amino acids.
AUGCUUUUGCAACGAGCUAUCACUUUGGCCACAUUCGGUCUCCUCGCCUUCACUAGCAACCAGUUCACCGCCAGCGCCGAGCCUCUCGCUGUUGUUCACGGUACCAAGGGCGAGACUAUCAAGAUCUCUGCCAAUUACCUUGCCGCCUUUGACAGCGAUGAUGCGCCUGAAGCCCCAUUCAAACUCGUCGAAGCUGACGAUGUUUCCUCCAAGUUGAUCUCGCUCAAGAAGCGUGGUACUGGUUGUGCCGAGUACUACACCGUCUCCAGCGGUGAUACCUGCCAGGCUAUUGCUAAGGAGUAUGGCAUCUCCACCGACAAGUUCAUGUCCUUGAACGAUCAGAUUAACAGCAAGUGCACCAACUUGCACAUCAAUAAAAAGUACUGUGUUGAAGAAGGCUCGUCCUCAUCCGGUUCCUCUGACUCGUCCGGCUGCAGCAAGAAGCACAAAGUUACCAGCUCGGACAGCUGCAUUUCCGUUGCCAAGAAGUACGGCAUCUCCCUGAGCGAGUUCUACGACAUGAACCCUCAAGUUCACAGUGGUUCGUGCGACAACCUUAACGACGGCAAAUACUACUGCGUUGCCGGCGGUUCUUCCUCGUCUUCUUCGGAUGACGAUUCGUCGUCCUCCAAAUCGUCCUCCAAGUCGUCCUCCAAGUCGUCCUCCUCCUCUAAGAAGGCCAGCACCGUUUCCUCCAAGGUCAGCAACUUGGCUUCCAAGACCACCAAGUCCAGCAGCUCGUCAUCGUCCAGCGGCUCUGAGAAGCGCAAGAAGCUCCAGAGCGACUCUUCUUUCACCUACUACUGGAUUGCUCAGGCUGAAGACAACCCAGGUGGUAAGAAGGUCCCCAUUAAGACCUGCGGUGGUAAGACCAUUGCCAAGGUCAAUGAAAACUACGCUGAUGCCCUCGUCAUGGAAGGCACUGGUGUCGUUGGUAACAAGAUUGUCAACCUUGGUGGCUGCUCCUGCAGCAACUACCAGUGUUUCCAAGAAAUCGACCGCUCUGAAGAACCCUAUGGUAUCACUGCUUAUGGCUCUGCUCUCCGUCCCUACAUCAGUAUCGCUGCUAACGAUCUUGAAAAGAACACCAAGAUCUAUGUUCCUCAGCUCGAUGGUUGGUCCCUUCCCAACUCCAACAAGAAGCACAAUGGCUGUUUAUUGGUUGAUGAUCAAAGCUGGAGCUUCGAAUCCAAGCACAUUGAUUUCUACGUUUACGAAAUGUCCAACUACGAAUCAUUGGACAAGAAACAUCGCACCACCAAGGUUGAUAUCUACGAAGGUGGCAAUUGCAAGCUCCUCAACUACCUUUAA